AUAUUAAAAAAAUGUUUUAUUUUAUUUUUCUUAAUGUUAUUUUUACAAUAUAAGGUUGUGGAUCCAUUAAGAUUAGCACAAUGUGAAUGUGGAUUAAGUAAUGAAAUUUCAAUGAGGAUUGUCGGCGGUGUGGUAUCCGACGAGCAUGCCUUCCCAUGGAUUGUAGCAAUUUAUAAGAAGAAUAAUAUGUUACACUGUGGAGGUGCACUAAUUAACAAUCGAUAUGUAGUAACUGCUGGCCACUGUACAAAUUGGGAAGACCCGCAUGACUUGAGUGUCUAUUUAGGAAUGCAUAAUAGAAAAUAUGAUGGAAUUCAAGUUGGUAUUGAACGAAUAAUUUUACAUCCUGGAUUCACAAGUGAUUAUUUACAUGACACAAACGAUAUUGCAUUGAUCAAAUUAAACCAGAAUAUUCAAUACACACGUGAAGUUUCACCAGUAUGCCUACCCCAUCCAUUGUCAGAUUACACUGGAAGGGACGCACUUGUCGCCGGAUGGGGUCGAAUUGGAGUCAAUGAUGACCCGGCCGAAACUUUAAGAUAUACAUCGGUCCGUAUAAUGAGUUUAGCUGCCUGUAACAAAACGACAAUUUCAUCACAUUUGGCUGAUACAAUGUUAUGCGCUUACGCUACUGCAAAAGACGCUUGCCAGGGAGAUAGUGGUGGUCCCUUAGUUUAUGAAAGAGAACCUGGCAAAAUGGAAUUGAUAGGAAUUGUAUCAUGGGGAAUCGGAUGUGCCACACCAGGAAUACCUGGAAUGUAUACAAAAGUGACUGAUUAUUUAGAUUGGAUAGCCGAUAACACUAGAGAUGCAGUAUAUUGUGCAAUAAAUUAAAAUUAAAAUAAUAUCAUGGAUUUAAAAAACAAAUGGUUUUUUAUUAAAACAAAACUAUAUUUUAUAACGAUUACAAUCAAAAAUAAAUUUGAAAAACAUGGUUCAAUAUUUAGAGCAAU
Messenger RNA from Chrysoperla carnea, 953 nucleotides. RefSeq names its product trypsin-1-like. Gene Ontology annotation, molecular function: serine-type endopeptidase activity. The transcript is spliced from 7 exons. Bases 34 to 834 code for a protein of 266 amino acids. NCBI's taxonomy places the organism in Eukaryota, Metazoa, Arthropoda, Insecta, Neuroptera, Chrysopidae. The record is from RefSeq and is a predicted model, not a curated record. Gene Ontology annotation, biological process: proteolysis.